Colletotrichum truncatum is the source of this 1023-nucleotide messenger RNA. RefSeq lists its product as uncharacterized. NCBI's taxonomy places the organism in Eukaryota, Fungi, Ascomycota, Sordariomycetes, Glomerellales, Glomerellaceae. The record is from RefSeq and is a predicted model, not a curated record.
AUGUCGUCACAAACGCAUAAUCAUGCGGCGCAGACCAAGCAGCAGAGCAUGUUCAUGUUUGUUCAGAUCUCCCACCCGAGCGAAUCCGCUGCGUGGAAAAAGAAAGUCAGAUCUCAUGCAGCACGAAACCCACAUGCCCGACGGGAAAGGGUUAGCUCCUACCAGUCGGCUCAAGAGGACGAUGGGCUGCCCAGUCCACGUUCUGAUAGUCGACCCCAACAAACUGUCAAGUCGUCUCCUCGAUCAAUAUCAUCGGCGGGUCGCUUGGAAGUCGCCCGAAGGGGGAAACGAGGCGAGUCCAAGACGCGACCCAGCCCCCUGACCGUUUUGAGCGCGGCAGAAUUGGACCCAUUUAACAGCUCAGUUAGACCACUCUCUGUAUUUGAGCAAAAUCUUGUUCACUUGUUCAAGGAGGAAGUCGUAUUAAAGCGUAUAACCCAAAUACCUGGCAUGGUGCUUCAUAUAUCUCCCUCAAAAGCAAAGACUUUCUGGACGGCCAUAUCCCACCACUGGAUGCAUGCCGCAGUUACAGAUGAAGGGAUGCUGGCCAGCAUUUUUCUCUUUACAUGUCGGCAUAUUUACGUGAAAAUGGGCGCCACAUACCCUGAUAUACUCAAACAACACGCAGAAAUUUACAAGGUCGCUCUUAUAGAGAACCUUUGGAAGACAAUGGAAAAGGAGAUGAGGGAUGGAGUGAUUAAUGAUGACACGAUAACGAAGACGCUGACCUUAGUAUCUGAUGCGAACUUGUUGAAUAAUUACGAAGAUGCAAUGACGCAUACAAUAGCAGCAGCAGACCUUAUCAAAUUACGAGACGGGACCAGAGAUUCGCAAAAGCCUGAGAGGGACCCUUCCCUUGGAGAUAUUCGGAUAUUAUUUUCGGAAAAUGAUAAAGUAGAUAAUGUGCUAGGCGCUGUAAGCUUUGAGGGUUCGUCGGAGGCUAGUCCGACGCCAGAAGUAAAGCAGGGCAGCCUCAAGCAGAAGCAGAAGCAGUUGGUCUUCCGACUCGGGCGAGUCGGCUAA